Molecule: messenger RNA, 6968 nt
Organism: Paramecium octaurelia
Lineage: Eukaryota; Ciliophora; Oligohymenophorea; Peniculida; Parameciidae
Source: the annotation of a GenBank genome assembly
AUGGGAAAUCAAAUCAUGGGCAAAUUCAGGAAAACCAGAUUCCAAGGUUUUUCAGAAAAUCAAAUUGAUUAUUUAAGGUAUCUGUAACAAUUCGAUUUAAGUGACAAAUGGUUGUAAAUCGAAAGCAACGGAGUGAUCGAUCCAAACAAAUUCGCCGAUCAAUACAAUGUUACUCAUAAGGAAGCCAUUAAAGUAAUGAAGUUUUGUUAAUAUCAAAUAGAUUAUUAAGUUGAUGGACUUUGAUGACAGCGGUCGAGUUGACUACUAUAAGUUUAAAGUAGGAGUUGCAUAAUUAUGCCAAAAUCCAAUGACGGUAAUAUAAGCAUAUUUAUGAACCUCUAGACAACAGCAAAAACUAUCUUCGAUCUCUACGACGAGGAUAGGGACAACAAAUUGGGACCUAAGGAAGUGGGUAUCUUUUUAACAAGCAUAUUUAACAAUCUUCACUAUUACGAAGGCUUAGAUGACCCAACACCCAAAGAAAUUGAAGAGAAACUCGCACAAUAUUUGGUGAAGUGGGACUUGGAUAGAGAUGGAGGAUUUGAAUAUGAAGAAUAUUUAAAAUUGAUGCAAAAAGAUCCUGACGUGUUGAAAGUACUAUACAACAUGGGAUUGGCUAAUAAAGAUGAAUUGACAAUCGAGGAGACUUGCUAUAAUGACAUCGACAGUGACAUUGAAAUUGAGAUGGAGAGAAGAUUACUGCCUAGAGAUGAGAGAGUCGAACGUAUCAAAAAUGGAAUUGAACAUACAAUAUCAGCAGAGGCAAGUGACGAGUUUGGAUUAGAAGAGGAGGAAGUAGUAAUGGAAUGGAAGGAAUAAGCAAAGAGAUUGGAACCAAGUAAGAAACCAGAAGGAAUGGAUGCUUCACCACCUAAUGCAAUUCUCGAUUUGGAGUACAUUUAUGGAUAUAGAUGUCAUGAUACUAGAAACAAUUUAAAAUAUGGGAACAAAGGAUAGAUUGUUUAUCAUACAGCUGGUGUUGGAAUAGUCUUGGAUCCAAGCAAUAUGAGUUAAAAACACUUUUUGGAACACAAUGAUGAUAUAUCUUGUUUGGAUAUAUAUGAAAAUUUGGUGUUAACUGGAUAAGUUGGUCUUAAUCCAAUGUUGAUGGUGUGGAAUAUAGAUAAUAUGAGAAUGGUUUGUUUAUUUAAUGACGUCUUGAAGAAUGGUAUAUCUAAUUGUUGCUUUUCAAAUGACGGAAAGAGUGUGGCUGCUAUUGCCAUGGAUGAUGACCAUUUCAUGGCUGUCUAUGAUAUUGAUAUAGCCGUGAAUUCAAGGAAGGAUCCAAAGAAUAAAACCUCUCCCUUGAUUGCAAGUGGUAAAUUAACUAAAUAGGAGAUCUUUGACAUUAAAUUCUUACCAGGUGAUUGGUAAAUUGUUGUCGCUUGCAUGAAAGAAAUCAGUAUUUGCACAUGGAAAAAUGGUACAAUCCUGGCUGAAAGAGGAGUUUGGAAGGAACAAUAACCUCAACCAGUCUUGACCAUUGCUAUCAAUGGAGGAUAUAUCGUUACAGGUGUUUUCAAUGGAAAUUUCUUGUGUUGGAAGAAAAACAUUUGUGUUAAGAGUGUCAAGGCUCAUGUUACUCCAGUCAAAGCAAUAAUGACGAGAUCAGCUGGUCGAGGAAUCAUCUCUGCUGAUAAGAGAGGUAUCAUUAUGGGUUGGGAUCCAUAAUUUAAUAAAGUGUUCGAAAUUGACACCAAAGAUUUACCACUCAAAUUAAGUUAUCCACCAAAAGGAUCACCUAAUGUUAUUUCGGUCUGCGAAAGUCCAGAAGGUAAAAUCUUGUUUGGUACCAGAAGAUCAGAAAUUGCAGAAAUCCUUAGUUAUGAAGAAGGUUAAAAAAUACAAUGUAAAUUACUGAUGUAAGGACAUUUCAAUGGGGAAUUGUGGGGAUUAGAUACACAUCCAACCUAGAAUAUAUUUUAUACUGUAGGAGAAGAUGAAAUGUUAGGCAUGUGGGAUAUCAAAUAGAAGAAGUUACUUAAGUCAACUCCUAAUCAAUAUGGCAGCAAAACAUUGAGUGUUAGUCAAAAUGGGAAAUGGGUUGCCACUGGUUGUUCUAAUGGCAGAACGUUCAUUUAUGAUGCAAGUUCCUUAAAAAAAUUAUCAGAGAUAACUGAAGUUGUAGAUCCUGACAAAGAAAUCAUCUCAUUAAUCAAAUUCUCACCUAAUAAUGAACUUUUGUGUGUGUGUUAUAAACCACCAUUUUCUGAAAUUGCCUUCUAUUCAACGAAAACUUGGAAAAAACAAAGUAAAAUACCUAAUUGCAAAUAUCAUGUCUUCACCUUAGACUUCUCUGCCGACAGUAAAUUCAUCCAAUUAAAUACAAGCCAUUAUACUAUUGAAUUCUAUGAUGUGAAUUCAGCAUAGCCAAUAUAAUUUGAAGCUGCCAAAGACAUUUAAUGGUUCACUUGGACUUGCAUUUAUGGAUGGUAAGUUUAAGGUAUUUGGCCAGAUUGUUCUGAUGGUGAUGAUGUCAAUGCCACUGAUAGAUCAAAGGAUGGCAAAUGUUUGGUUUCUUGUGAUGACUUUGGUAAAAUUAAACUAUUCAAAUAUCCUUGUCCACAACCAAAGAGUGGAUGUAUCAAAUAUACAGGACAUUCCUCCUACGUCUGUGGAAUCAAGUUCACAAAUAGUGGCGAACAUAUCAUUUCAGUGGGAGGUGACGAAUUAUCAAUAUUUCAAUGGAGAUACAUCUUCUCUCCAUCCAAAUUAGAUGUAUAAGAUAUACAGGAGGAGCCUGAAAAAGUUGAAGAAAAUGUUGGUGGAGCUAUGUUUGAAUAAGAAGAGCUAGAUAAGGGCGAUAUGAUAGGAGCAGUCAAGCCAUUUUUAGGUGAAGUCUAACAUUCAGUUCCAUCAUGGUACAAACCAAACAAGGCUAGAGAUAAUUAGGACCCGAAGGGCAAUUUAUCAUUGUACCAUAUUCAUGGAUUCAGAUUCUUUUACAUUUUGGAUGAAUGCAGAGACAUGUUGGGAUGGACAGAUAAAAAUAAAGUGGUGUUUGUAUCAGCUGCUUUGGGAGUGGAGGUAGAUCCUAAGACUUAACAACAAGCAUUCUUUAAUAAACAUGAAGAAGAUAUAGUUAGUUUUGCUUUGCAUCCAAAUAGAAACAUAGCAGCCACAGGACAGAUGGCUUAGGCAGGCAAAGCUAAAUGUAUUGAUAUUUUUGUUUGGGACAUCGAUUCAAAGGAGGUCUUGGCUAACUUCAACCAAUUUCAUUUAAGAGCAAUAGUGUUAUUGAAAUUUUCACCCGAUGGAUCUUUAUUGUUAACAGUAGGUUAAGAUGAUGACAAUUCGUUAGCCAUAUAUGAUUGGUAGGGAAAAAGAUAAAUUUGUACAUCCAACAUAGACAAGGCAAAGGUUAAUGGAGCAGCAUGGAAGGACAAUGAAGAAUUUGUGACUGUUGGUAAUAAGCACAUAAAGUUUUGGAAAAUAAGUGGACGUAAUGUGUAAGGCAAAAUGGGUUAGUAGUAAGGCAAAUUCGAAUCUUAAUUCUCAGUUGCAUAUGCAUUUGACAACCAAGUCAUCGUUUCAGGAGGAGGCAGUGGAACAUUGUUCUGCUGGAAAGGUGGAAGUAGUGAUAAAGGAGUCAAGGGUCACGAAGGCAAAGUGUGUUCAUUCAUUAUGGAUAAGGCCAAGAAAUUAUUAUAUUCUGGAGGAUUAGAUGGCAAAGUUAACUCAUGGGGUUAUGAAGGAGGUUAGUUGGUAAAGAAACAGGAGAUUAUCAAUUUGGCUACCAAUCCGCUCUUCCCACCAGGUGUUGUGGCCAUGGAUUACAAUGAAAAGACUUAACAGUGGUUAUUUGGUACUAAUGGUGCUUAGAUCUUCUCUUAUGAUCCAACCAAGAAAUAAACCAGUAUUGUAGUGUAAGGUCAUUUUGGUGAAGAAUUAUGGGGAGCCUGUGCUGCUCCAACUGGACACAAAUACGUUACAGGAGGUGGUGAUAAGACAGUUAGAGUUUGGGAUAUUGAUUAAAAGAAGAUGGUUUGUGUUAGUAAACCAUUCCCAAGUGAGGUUAGAGCUGUUGAUUGGUCAACUGAUGGUAAAUUUAUAGUUUGUGGUGAUCUCAAUGGAUUUGUAUAUCUAUUGGAUCCUAAUACUUUACAAAUUAUGGACACUGCCAAGACCAUCUUUACCACUAUGCCUAAGAGAUAAUCUACAUAUUGGAUUGAUGAUUUGAAGAUAUCACCAGAUUGUAAAAAGGUAGCAUUUGGUGCUCAUGGUGGUGCGUCACAUUUAGAAGUAUGGACUAUUGAAUAUCCAAAAUUUGGUAAAUAAGGAACCAAAAUUUAAUGUGGUUUAACUUCAGCCUUGACUGCUUUGGAUUGGUCAGUUGAUUCAUCUAUUGUAGUUGUCAAUAGUGGGGCAUAUGAACUUAAAUAUGUUGAUGUAAAUGCCAAGAAAAAUCAACCAUCCUCUAGUUAAGCUAACACAGAAUUUGCUAGUUGGACUUGUAAAUUGGGAUGGCCUGUUUAAGGUAUCUUCCCUUCAGCAGAUUACAGUGAUGUCAAUACUGUUUGUAGAAGCAAUAGCAAAAAAUACUUGGUAUCUGGUGAAGAUACUCAACAUGUUGUUUUGAUGAAUUAUCCAGUUGUAGUGCCCAAAUAAAAGAGAAAAGAGUAUAUUGGACAUUCAUCUCAUGUUAUGAGAGUAAGAUUUACAUGCGACGAUAACUUCUUGAUUUCAGUAGGUGGAAAUGAUAAAUCGAUUAUUGUUUGGAAAACAGAUUUUGGAAGUGCUCAAGGAAAAGUCGAGUAAGUUAAUUUGCAAGAACUAUGCAAGGAGGAAGGAGCAGAUGAUAUUGACAUGCCUGUUAAAAAGAAGAAGGCUUAACCACCUCCUAAAAAAUAAAUAUAGCAAGAUGAAAAUUCAGUAUUCUCCCAAGAGGAAACUGAUGAAGGAGAUUAAUUUAUGGCAUGCAAACCAUGGAUGGGAGCAAUUAAAGAACCAACAUAUCAAUAUUAUUAAAGCAAAACAGAUGGACACAAACCACCAAAGUGUGAUUUGGAAAUUGAAUAUGUACAUGGUUAUCGUACAAAAGAUAUGAGAAACAAUUUAUUCUUUUUAGCAAAUGGCUAAGUAUUAUAUAAUGCAGCUGCAUUAGGAAUCGUCUUAGAUGUUGGUAGCAAUACCUAAACUUAUUUCAAUAAGCAUGAAGAUGAUAUCACAGCAAUAGAUCUGAAUCCUGUAGAUAGAAUGACUGUAGCCACUGGUGAAUUAGGAGCUAAGCCAAAUAUCUUUGUUUGGAAUGCUGAGACUAAGGAAGUGAAAUGCUAAUUCAAAGCCCCUUUGUAAAAAGGUAUCAUAGCAAUGGCAUUUACUCCCAAUGGUAAAAGAUUAGUUGCUGGAGCAGUUGAUGUUGAUCAUUCAUUGGCAGUUUUUGAUGUGAGUGGAAAAGGAGCAGUAUUGUGGUCAGACAAGAGUGGCCCAGAUGUUAUCGUUGAUUUAAGAUGGAAUACAGAUGAUGCAUUUGUAACAGUCGGAGUGAAGCAUUAUAAAUGUUGGAAAUAUGAUAAUGGUAAAUGUCAAGGAAAGAAGGGAUAAUUCGGAAAGGGAGCAAGCAACAAUUUAUCAGGUAUUGCCAUUAAUGGAAAUGAUACCUUAUGUGGAGCUGCAGAUGGUUGCAUUUAAGUAUGGAAAGGAGAAGCAUUUAUGAAACCAUUGCCAAGUAAACAUGCCCAGAUUUGUGAUUGCAUUACAGUUACACAAGAUUAUGUUUUCUCAGGAGGAAGAGAUGGAGUAUUCUUUGUUUUAAGUAAAAAUUAUGAAGAAAUCUUGGCUGUGAAAGUAAAAGAAAAGUGUCCAGAUUCUGUGUGUCCUAGUGUCAGAGCCAUCUAUGCUGAUUUGCCAAAUUCCAAAUUGUUGAUUGGAACAUUGGGUAGUGAAAUUUAUUAAUUCUCUUGGGAUGGUGGAGCUAUUAAUAGUCAAACAGACUUUUAGGUUACAAAUCUUAUGAGAGGUCAUUUCUGUCCAAAUUUGAAAUGGACCAAUGAAGUCUGGGGUUUGGAUAUAUUCUAAGAAGACUAAGAUAAAUUUGUAACAUGUUCUGAUGAUGGUACUGUUCGUGUUUGGUCUAUUGCUGAUAGGAAAUAAGUUAAAAUUGGUAGCACUCUUCUUACUGCUGAUGGCAAAGAAGAGAAGAGGGAUCUCAAUACUGGAGAUUUCACUGAUUAAUGCAAAGCACGUGUUGUUAGUACAAAUCCUAAGGAUGAAGGUUUCACUGCAGGAAUGAAGGAUGGUACUAUUAGAAUAUAUGAUGCUGAAUUUAAUUAAACCAAAGUAUUUAAAUAGGCUAAAGAAUGGAUCAGCGAUAUCAAAUUCUCUCCUGAUGGUACUACUUGUGUUAUUGGUUCACAUGAUAACGCACUUUACGCCUAUAAAUACCCUUCAUGGAAAGCAAUAGGCAAAAAAAUGCAAAAACAUUCAUCAUAUAUUACUCACUUUGACUUUAGUAGAGAUGGUGUCAAUUUGCAUUCCACUUGUGGUGCUUAUGAACUUUUAUUUUGGGAUGUAGCAUAAUGCAAAUAAGUAUUAUUUAGUUAUCAUUAAUUUUUAGUUACCUGGUGGAGCAUCUGCAUUAAAGGAUGAAUUAUGGUACACUUGGACAGUUACUCUUGGAUGGCCAGUCUAAGGUAUUUGGCCUGAAUGUGCUGAUGGUACUGAUAUCAAUGCCGUUGAUCGAUCAAAUACUACUAUUAAUGGAAAGAAUGAUCCUAAAACAUCUUAUCAUUUGCUUGCUUCCGGAGAUGACUUUAGUCAUGUGAGAAUACUCAGAUACCCAAGCUUGAAGAAAUCCUCUGAAGCCGUUGUUGGUACUGGACAUUCAUCCCAUGUUACAAAUGUUAAAUGGACCAAAGAUGAUUCAAGAAUCAUCUCAACUGGAGGAGAAGAUUAAUGUGUGUUCGUUUGGAAGGUUACAAAAAAGUGAAAAUUAUGAAUAUAUCAUAAGUCAAUUGUUUACACAUCCC